AUGGAAGCAAAUAGAGGGACAGUGAAGGAAGGGGUGGCAUCUAUUGCAUUGUUGCCAAGUGGGUCCAUCUCUGGCCACUUCAUUCAGCUUCCCGAUUCUGUCUGCUAUGGCCUUUAUGGCACAGAAAUAGCAUGUGAAAGAGAGUGCAGCAGGGGGGAAGACUACCGUUUGAUCAAGCUCACUAUUACAGACUACACAAGCACAAAGGAGAAGGAUGUGAUUGUGGAAUGCAGAGGGCAUGAUGCUGCUAGAAUCUGCAACGUAGAUCAUGUUCAUGGAUGGGAAAAGGAUGUCGUUGACAUGGUUGAACCAAGGGAUGGGAAAAACAAAACUUCAGUUUCUUUCGAGUGUGAGACGCUGAAAGCUGACGAAGCAGCUGAGGACCACAUUAAGAAGUUCAUGCCCAAAUUAGUUGGGAUGGAUGCCAUCGUUAACAUCGGCCGGAUGAAAAUUGUUGACCUGGACUUCAAUACUGAAGCCGAGGAGCAGGUUCUGGAAGAUUGUCAUGACUAA
Molecule: messenger RNA, 513 nt
Organism: Oldenlandia corymbosa var. corymbosa
Lineage: Eukaryota; Viridiplantae; Streptophyta; Magnoliopsida; Gentianales; Rubiaceae
Source: the annotation of a GenBank genome assembly